UGUUAUAAAAAAAAGAUUGCUAACUAAGCUGUUGGUCAGCGAGCGAGGAAAUCAGACCGUAUCAAAACACCAGCUGCUUAGCCAAAACUAGCUCUCAAAAAAGGCAUUCUGCCUUCUGUACACUACAGUUUUCUGCGGUUAGCUUCGCCGACGACUAGCCCAUGUGAACUACAAUCCCAAUGCUGUGUUUUAAUGUCAAUCAUCACUUGCAAUACGGCUUUCGAAACAAAUGGUCCUUAUCGUCCGUCAGCGAGAAAGACUAAAAAUAAAAAAUAUACUAUAACUUGGCAGUUUUGCACAGAUCCAUACGGCUAUGGGUACCUCUAGACCAAUAUUGGACAAAAGGAGUUUAUUCCUUAAUCAAAUGACCUUACAUGUUCUGUUUAAAAGGCGAAUUGGCUCUGGAAGCCAAAUAUUCAAUCUAAUUGUGAAUUGAUUCUCAAUUGCGGUACUGUUUUAGAAACAUAAAUCCCUCUACUUUCAUAUCACAAGUUCACAAAUGUAAAAUAAACACUUACUGUACACUGUUUUAACACCAGUUGCAACAAAGUAUUUUUCAGUGACCACCUGGCGUCUGUCAUCUGUUUACACACAGGUGUUCGGAGCAGUAGCAACCCUUUUGUGUACUGUCAGAGAACAAGGCCAUGAUAGCAACAUUGUAAAGACCCCACUCAACAAUGUCUUGGCACAACGAAGGAGCAAGAGUUACAGGCGAUCCAUGCGAAGCUGCGUUGAAGCAACUCAUCUGGGAUACACAGGCCAUCUGACAGCUCUAAGAAUACCAAGAAGUAGAAAAACUCCAAAAUCACGUGAUAUCACAAAACAGGUUGACCCAGACCAAGUGGCUCUCCUGGUGACGAAGGAAUGGGAACUGUCGUACGUCACACCUUUGUACCAGUUCAGACACACUCAGUUGAAAUCCUAUUCAAAGCAUCUAUCAGCUUUCAUUGUAUCAGAGAAGCAACAGGGCCUGGCGAUUGAAGUUGGCCAGGAAUUGGGCUUCAAGGUCAAUUUCUCGGUGGUCCUUGGGUUGGCAGAGACGGAUGAAGAUGCUGAGACGGUUUUCAUACAGAUUCUCUCCAGACAAGCGUUCGCUGCAAAAGAUAAUGCUCAGAAGGUUGUGUGGAAUGGCUGGCUGACCUGCGUCAAUGGUGACUUGGAGUAUCUCCGAUCACUACCAUCAGAAUUUGUCAGUUUGCCUUUGCUCUGACCAGAGUCUCUCACAGUUUUGGUCAAAUCCUGGUUUGAAAAGACAUUUGACUGUUGCUUUGGCCCUCUUGGUAUCAACUCUACCAACCUCCAGUGGCUCGUAGCCCUGUGGAUUGGGUGCCACCCCACCAUCAACAUCCAAUACCUGAAACUGGUUUGGACCCUCCCAACACUACCCCCUAUGGAUGUUAAGUACACCAUCCACCCACAAGAUGCCUGGGAGCUUUGGGACAGUGUGCAGCAGGAUGACACAACAGAUGUCAGCAUCGAGGAGGUCACCAGGUUCAAAGGGCUGCAGUCACACUUCUUCAGGCACUUCAGGAUAGAAUUGUCCGCUGGGUCACUGAUGCAGUUCUCCACGGCUUUGGUUUCUUCUCACCAUAGUGGAAAAAUCAAGAUAGCAAGCCCUACCUACAUCACCACCAUCCUGCAGCUGCUGACAGAAUGUGCCCUCCUGAAGAUGCCCAUCUAAUCAACAUUUGUGCAUGUAAACCCCACAAUUACUGUCCAUAUGAAAUUAAACUGUUUGACACUUAUAUUCCUGUAAAUAGCAUAAGUACCUGUAUUGUAUGAAAAGGCAAGUGCAUACAUUACAAACGAACCAUUCCUGCUGCUUUUGUUCUCUAUAGAUAUUAUUCAUUACAAGCUAAAAGUGUAGACAUAAUUGUGCUACUGCUUAAAACUGCACAGUACGGUUCUGUCAGUGUGUGGGUGAUAAUUAAGCAAUAAGCCCUGGGGGUGGCUCAGGGCUGUUCUUAGGCAUAAUGUGGAGUGCCUGGAUACAGCCCGUAGCCGUGGUAUAUUGGCAAUAUACCACAAACACCUGAGGUACCUUAUUGCUAUUAUAAACUGAUUACCAAUGUAAUUAGACCAGUAAAAAUAAAAUGUUUUGUCAUACCUGUGGUAUACGGUCUGAUAUACCACGGCUUUCAGCAUUCAGGGCACAAACCACCCAGUUUAUAAUUUAUUAUAUAAUCAGGUUUGAGACAUGGUAAAUCCAUUGCCAUCAAGUAACCUGGGCAGAAGUUCUAUAUAUACACAAUCCUUUCAGUCCAGAUAUACAGUACAGUGAAUCAGGUGGCUAAGUGAAAACUAACAAAGCCUAGUUUCCCAGAGAACUAGCCCUGUAAUCCCUGUGCAGUGAUUUCCUAAAUGGUUAACAGAACCUGUAAAUACUUUCAAAUACAGAUUGUUUUUUGAGCUUAUUAAAGUUGGAAAUAAAAAAGGUUUUUAUUAACAGAA
This is a messenger RNA of Salmo salar (Atlantic salmon), 2451 nucleotides long. RefSeq names its product centromere protein L. The record is from RefSeq and is a predicted model, not a curated record. Lineage: Eukaryota; Metazoa; Chordata; Actinopteri; Salmoniformes; Salmonidae.